AGGCAAACAUGGCAGAGACUACGACGAGUACUACAGUUGUGAUUCUUUGUGGAGGACGGGGAACGAGGUUCCGUCCGCUCUCCUUCCGAGUGCCCAAGCCACUCUUCCCCAUUGCCAACGCUCCGGUCAUCGACCACUCGCUGAGGAGCCUUCCCACCUCUGGCGUCAAGGCAGUCUUUCUGGUUGGCUUUUAUGGGGGAUCCGAGUAUGAGACUCAGUUUGCUCACUAUGCUGAUGAUCUUCAAUCUCGUCUCAACGUUCCUGUCAAGUACCUUCGUGAGCCUGUUGAGGCUGGCACAGCUGCUGGUCUCGCUCACUUUGCUCAAGACAUCCUCGCUCCCAACUCGGAUGCCAUUCUGGUGGCAAACUCGGACGUCGCUGGCGCUCUUCCGCUUGUUGACAUGCUCAAGGCUCAUGCUGAUGCUCAGGCUGGCGGUGUUGAGUUGACGCUUCUGGCUACCACCGUGCCCGAGGCUGACGCUACAAAGUACGGCUGCAUGGUGGUCGAUGGCGUUGAGGUCGGCGCUGGGGGCGUCGGCAAGGUCGCCCACUAUGCCGAGAAGCCUGAAGUCUUUGUCUCCAACACCGUCUCGUGCGGUGUGUACGUCUUUAGCCGGGCAGGCUUCCAGAACAUCACCGACGCUGUGGCUAGCGCUGCAGCUGGCGGCGACGGCGAGGGAGGCAGCAGCGGCGGACGGUCGGCGGCGGCCAAGGCGGCGCGGCUGGCUGCGGCGGCGCGGCAGCCGGUCGGGCUUGAGGUCGACGUCAUUGUGCCGAUGGUGGCCAAGGACGCGGUUCAGGCCCUGGUCACGCACGCGCAUUGGGCACCGGUCAAGACGCCGUCGGCGGCGCUCGACGCCAAUGCGUACUACCUCGGCUCGGAGGCGCUCGCGGGCAAGCUGCUUGUUGAUGCCGACGUGCCGUUUACGGUGGUGGGUAACGUGUGCGCCGCCGAUCUUGCGUCAGCGACCAUCCACGCGGACGCGGUCAUCGGGCCGAACGUGGCGCUGGCCGCCGGUGUGACCAUCGGCGCCGGUGCGCGCGUCCGCGACGCGAUUGUGCUCGAGGGCGCGGUCGUGGCCGACUCGGCCUUUGUCAAGCACGCCAUCGUCGGGUGGAAUGCCAUCGUUGGCGAGUGGGCACGUGUUGAGGGCGAUCCCGCACACGCGGCCGACGCAGACAUGUCGGCCACCAUUCUCGGCGACGGUGUCGAGAUCAAGCCCGAGACCGUCGUCCGCAACUGCGUCGUCCUCCCGCACAAGGUGCUCAAGGCCGACAUGUUCGACCGUGUCAUUCUCUAG
This is a messenger RNA of Thecamonas trahens ATCC 50062, 1301 nucleotides long. Its product is annotated as ADP-glucose pyrophosphorylase. Gene Ontology annotation, biological process: biosynthetic process. The record is from RefSeq and is a predicted model, not a curated record. Bases 9 to 1301 code for a protein of 430 amino acids. The transcript has a single exon. Lineage: Eukaryota; Apusomonadida; Apusomonadidae. Gene Ontology annotation, cellular component: cytoplasm.